Messenger RNA from Columba livia (rock pigeon), 1256 nucleotides. RefSeq lists its product as uncharacterized. The record is from RefSeq and is a predicted model, not a curated record. NCBI's taxonomy places the organism in Eukaryota, Metazoa, Chordata, Aves, Columbiformes, Columbidae. The transcript is spliced from 3 exons. The coding region runs from base 137 to 907 and encodes 256 amino acids.
CAUUACUAGCGGACUUGACAUCAGCACUGCCAAUCUGAGUAUGUCAGACCUGCUGUUCAUCCAGGAAAUGCCCUGACAGCCGCACUGCAGCCAGCGGCCCGUGCUCCGACCGCACUGGUCCUCCUGUGUGUGCCGCAUGUGCACGCGCACAGAUGACAAUGCCAGUUGUCACAGGCCUCCAAAGGCAGGAGCGACAGCUCUGACCUGGCUUCCUCCAUCUCCGACAAACAGGCAAGUCCUGCUUCUCCCAGCAAUUAGAAAAUUGCGGGUGGAGGGAAAGUACUUGUGGAGGAAAACCCUGGGCAGCUCUGCCGAAUAUGAGAAGCAAGCACCAGGCAGGCGCUGGAGAAGAGAUCCCCGCCGGGGCAGGGUUCAGGCGGGCAGCGGUAGCCGCUGCCGACCCGGGCACCGGACAGCGGGACGGCGCGACAUGACCGGCAGGGACACAACUUUCCCAAACCCGGAGGCCGCGCCCCUUCGCAUCUCUGCCAAAGCGGCUCUGACGGUGCCAGCUCGGGGCAGCGGCUUUUGCGAUGUCAACAGCCCUGCGCUGCGAGGCCGCCGCCGCACCCUGGCCGACAGGCAGCCCCCGCCCGGGGCCGGGGGUGCGCUCCCACGGAGCGGGGACAGGGCAGGGGCCGGGGGGGCCGCCUCCCAUGGGCAGGCGGGUGUCCCCGCUCCCCGCCGGGGUGUUUACGCGGCUGGCAGCUGCGGCAGCGCUGUCAACCUAGCGCUCACCGCCGGCACCAGAAGCCACCCCGCCCGCCGCCGCCUCCCGCAGAAGGACGGACAGACAGGCGCUGGGGUUGGGCACCUCCACUGCCGCACGGCUAGGGUAGGAGGGAGGGCGGCGCUGCCCCCACAGUCCUGUCUUUGGUCUAGAGGUGGGAGUGUUCCCAAGUCCUGAAGGCAGGCUCUGCCCCCAGCAUGCUCUUAUGACUCACCAGGUUCAUCUUUAUCUCUUCUCACACCUUUCAUAACAAGCCUUCCUUGAAGCUGCAUCAGUUUCUUCUGAGGAUACAAGAUGAAGAUCAUCAGCUGGAGAAGGUCACAGUUGAACCAGAGAACAAUGAUUCAAAGCACAUUUCAGUUCUUUGCUCUACGUGUCAACAACCAAUAUAUCCACACCACCUUUUUAAUCACAAAAAAACCCACAAAGCCCUAACUUUGCUGGGCUUUGAUAGCCCACAAACAAAGACUAACAACAAACGACUUUUAGCUCAUAGACAGAAACUUAUAUCAGAAUUGACCCAGAC